CCGUCACGACUGUCACCUCGAGCUCGGCAAUAACAAUUGAACAACAACAAAGGAUAAAGGAUUAGAAUUUCACCGCUGCCACAUACUGGCACAUGUCACUUCGAAGUUCACCCUAAAUAUUGCCAUUCUUACAAAGCCAGGCCCAUGGUUUCCUGCUAGACACGAUGGCUUCAGCAAGUGGUCUGCGACAACCGAAAGAAACGAACAAAGGCAAAAAUGGGUUUCGCGACAGACACAUCCCUCUCCAUUCUACUAACCCAGACGACUUGGCCAUUAGCAGGCAUCACUUUGCUCAGUACGUCCUUGCAUCCAAGGGGUCUUAUAAUGGUCCUCCGUUGAAAGAACUCAAAGCCACUCCAAGCGAAGCCCCGAAAGAGACGCUAGCAAUUGUCGACGAUAAGAUAAAGGAGCUGAGGAGGCAGCAUCAAGAAGAUAUCGAGCUACUUACCGCAUUCCAGGCUGCAGAAUACCGCCAAGAGGUCCUUAGCAGGUAUAGCUGCAUCGAUGAUUCAAUGAUGGGAGCGGAUGCGGAGGACCUAGUCCAAGUUGAUUAUCUCGCUGCCCUCAAUGAGCUGUACAACGAUGCACGGCCUAUGAAGCGCUUCCAGCACGAUAUGGACGAUGCGUUGUCUCAGAUCCGCUACAACUACCUCAAAUCCCUCUUCCCGCUCCUCAUUCAGCGUCGCCAUUUGAAAUUGCAAGAAAAAACCACUCGGAGACAGCGCGAAGCGCAGUUCCCGCAGAGUAUCGAAGAGUAUCACAAUAUCCCGGACCGCGACGUUCAGCUACGAAUCGCGAGGUUCCUCACGCGUUCGACUUCUGAGAGGGAUAGGAUGAUGGAUGAAUAUGGAUGGGCAUGGAGAGCGGUUGAAUCGCUGUUCUUAGCAUUCAAGGCGAAUGUAAGCUAUAUUUCAAAGUGCAAGAGCGCUGACGUUAAUGUCAAUCUACAGGAAGGGUUCAAGAACGAGAUAUUGGAGUCAGUCAAAGAUGCGCAAGCUUUGGAUCCUCGGCGUCGGCCAACAGCGACCCCUGGAUGGCAGCUGUAACUUCCAUAUCUUUGCAUUAUCUUCGUAUCACAAUUGAGAUGAGAUUGCUUUAUGUCCAUAUGUCUGAUCCACUCAAUAAAAGUGUUCUUCUCGCUGAGAU
Suillus plorans is the source of this 1146-nucleotide messenger RNA. RefSeq lists its product as uncharacterized. NCBI's taxonomy places the organism in Eukaryota, Fungi, Basidiomycota, Agaricomycetes, Boletales, Suillaceae. The record is from RefSeq and is a predicted model, not a curated record. Bases 165 to 1046 code for a protein of 293 amino acids. The transcript is spliced from 3 exons.